Messenger RNA from Ictalurus furcatus (blue catfish), 3903 nucleotides. RefSeq names its product glutamate receptor, ionotropic, kainate 1b (gene grik1b). The coding region runs from base 295 to 2901 and encodes 868 amino acids. The transcript has 16 exons. Lineage: Eukaryota; Metazoa; Chordata; Actinopteri; Siluriformes; Ictaluridae. Gene Ontology annotation, biological process: monoatomic ion transport; synaptic transmission, glutamatergic; modulation of chemical synaptic transmission. The record is from RefSeq and is a predicted model, not a curated record. Gene Ontology annotation, molecular function: kainate selective glutamate receptor activity; transmitter-gated monoatomic ion channel activity involved in regulation of postsynaptic membrane potential. Gene Ontology annotation, cellular component: plasma membrane; kainate selective glutamate receptor complex; postsynaptic membrane.
ACACACACACACACACACACACACACACACACACACACACACACACACACACACACACACACACACACACAAUUAGUUUCUCCACUGCCUCUCCGAGGUUGAACUUUUUUUUUGUCUCGUGCACAGAUCGCCUGACGCGUGCGCACCGGGAAACAGUCAGGCUCAGGCGCGUGACAGCACGGCAAAAAUAAAUAAAUAACUAAACGAACUGAACGCAGAUAGAAGAAGAAGAAGAAGAAGGAGGAGGAGGAGGAGAAAUAUCCAUGCUCGAGGAAAGCUCCGUGCGCGCGCGCCAUGGCGAAAAAGAAACGACUUCUUUCGUCGUUGCCGCUGCUGCUGAUGCUGUGCGUCCUCGCGUGCGCGCAGCAGAACGUCCUGCGCAUCGGCGGUAUUUUUGAGACACUGGAGAAUGAGCCAGUCAGCGUUGAAGAGCUAGCCUUUAAAUUCGCAGUGACCAGCAUCAACCGAAACAGGACAUUAAUGCCCAACACAACACUCACCUACGACAUCCAGCGCAUCAACAUGUUCGACAGCUUUGAAGCCUCAAGGAGAGCAUGUGAUCAGCUGUCACUGGGCGUGGCUGCAGUAUUUGGCCCCUCCCACAGCUCCUCAGUCAGUGCAGUGCAGUCCAUCUGUAACGCGCUGGAGGUUCCUCACAUACAGACACGUUGGAAACAUCCGUCUAUGGACAACAGGGACAGCUUCUAUGUCAACCUGCACCCAGAGUAUGCCUCCAUUAGCCAGGCCGUGCUGGACAUUGUGCACUUCUACAAGUGGAAGAGUGUCACCGUAGUGUAUGAGGAUGCAACAGGUCUGAUUCGUCUGCAGGAGCUGAUCAAAGCUCCAUCCCGUUACAGCAUUAAGAUCAAGAUCCGCCAGCUGCCUAUGGGGAACAGAGACGCUCGGCCGCUUCUCAAAGAAAUGAAGAGGGGUAAAGAGUUCUGCGUCAUCUUCGACUGCUCAUACCAAACCACAGCCGAGGUGUUAAAACAGUUACUCUCUAUGGGCAUGAUGACUGAGUACUAUCAUUUCUUCUUCACUACGCUGGAUAUGUAUGCGCUGGAUCUGGAGCCGUACCGCUACAGCGGCGUGAACAUGACAGGUUUCCGCCUUCUGAAUGUAGACGACCCGCAGGUGGCAUCGGUGCUGGGGAAAUGGUCCACGGAGAGAGUUCAGGGUCCACCGAAACUCGACACUGGCUUAAUGGAAGGCAUAAUGACGACUGAAGCGGCCUUGAUGUAUGAUGCCGUGUUCAUGGUGGCAGCAGCAGCGCAGCGAGCAUCGCAGAUCACCGUCAGCUCACUGCAAUGCCACCGACACAAACCCUGGCGCUUCGGCUCGCGCUUCAUGGGCACAUUUAAAGAGUCUCAGUGGAACGGAUUAACUGGAAAGAUUGUCCUGAACAAGACAGAUGGACUGAGGAAAGAUUUUGACCUUGAUAUCAUCAGCCUGAAAGAAGACGGCAUGGAAAAGUUGGAUGCUGGGCGCUUUCAUAAAGUGUGGAAGAAGAUUGGGGUGUGGAACUCUAACACAGGACUUAACCUGACAGACAGCAAAGACAAGUCGGGUAACGUUACGGACUCCAUGGCCAACCGGACUCUGAUCGUCACGACAAUUCUGGAAAACCCAUACGUGAUGUAUAAGAAAUCAGACAAGCCACUGUACGGGAACGACCGAUUCGAGGGUUACUGCUUAGACCUGCUGAAGGAGCUCUCCAACAUCCUGGGAUUUUCCUACGAGGUCAAACUAGUCUCGGAUGGCAAAUAUGGUGCCCAGAACGAUAAGGGGGAGUGGAAUGGCAUGGUUCGAGAGCUCAUAGAUCACGUGGCGGAUUUAGCUGUAGCUCCACUCACCAUUACCUACGUCAGAGAGAAGGUGAUCGAUUUCUCCAAACCCUUCAUGACCCUCGGAAUCUCCAUCCUGUACCACAAACCCAACGGCACAAACCCGGGUGUCUUCUCCUUCCUGAACCCGCUCUCCCCUGAUAUCUGGAUGUACGUCCUACUCGCUUGCCUAGGUGUCAGCUGCGUCCUUUUCGUCAUCGCCAGGUUCACACCUUAUGAAUGGUACAAUCCUCACCCCUGCAACCCUGACUCUGAUGUGGUGGAGAACAACUUUACACUAAUCAACAGCGUGUGGUUUGGCGUUGGAGCACUAAUGCAGCAAGGUUCAGAGCUGAUGCCUAAAGCUUUGUCUACUAGGAUUGUUGGGGGCAUCUGGUGGUUUUUCACACUCAUCAUCAUCUCAUCCUACACGGCAAAUCUCGCCGCGUUUCUCACCGUGGAGCGCAUGGACUCGCCUAUUGACUCGGCCGACGAUCUCGCCAAACAAACCAAGAUUGAGUACGGAGCUGUGAGGGACGGUUCCACCAUGACCUUCUUCAAGAAGUCGAAGAUCUCGACAUAUGAGAAGAUGUGGGCCUUCAUGAGCAGCCGUAAGAACACGGCUCUGGUGAAAAACAACCGCGAGGGAAUCCAACGUGUGCUGACCACCGACUAUGCGCUCCUGAUGGAGUCCACCAGCAUCGAGUACAUCAGCCAGCGCAACUGCAACCUCACACAGAUCGGAGGCCUCAUUGACUCCAAGGGCUAUGGAGUGGGAACCCCAAUUGGUUCCCCAUACCGCGAUAAAGUGACGAUAGCAAUUCUGCAACUGCAGGAGGAAGGAAAGUUGCACAUGAUGAAGGAAAAGUGGUGGCGAGGAAACGGCUGUCCGGAGGAGGACAGUAAGGAGGCAAGCGCUCUCGGCGUCGAGAACAUCGGCGGCAUCUUCAUCGUCCUCGCCGCUGGGCUGGUGCUCUCCGUGUUCGUGGCCAUUGCCGAGUUUGUUUACAGAUCACGCAGAAAUCUCGAUGUGGAGGAGGCGAGUGUUGGGCAGUGCGAGUGGCACAACAAGUACUGACCAUGACGGACGACUGAUAUGGAAUAUGGAUAAGUAAUAUCACAGCCCUACUCACAAUGGUACGUUAGGAAUCUUCACCAACUUUGGAUGGAAAAAAAAAGACCCUCACUCAAAGGGAAUUAUUGGUAACGUACUUCGGUGCGACAAUCACAGAAAGUAUUCUUUUCGUAAUUGUCACGUUCCUGUAUUUUCCUUUUCUUCUUCUACACUCUAUGUAGCACAAAAUGUUAAACUCUUCACUUUUAUAUGUGGACGACACAGGGUCUGAAACUGGGAGCAAUUUUGGGUUUCAAUCACUAGUCCUGUAUACUGGAAGUACGUUACAAAUAAUGGCUUUUAUGCCUAGCGUUGAGUUCCACGUAUAUAGGAAGGAUUUAAUACAGGAACACGCACACAUUCUGGUCUUCUGGUCUCGGACGCAAUGACAGACUUUUUCUUGUGUGAUAUUCUCUCGAGCAAAGAAUCCAGAGGCACAUUUUGGACAGUUUGAUGAUCACAGUAUGCCCUGAAAUUCACUGAAAUUCACGUUUUGGUCUGUAAACACAUUCAAAAAGAUUACGGCAUGUCAUUCGGAUUCAAUGUUAAACACAUAAUUAUGAGUCUAUUCAUUUUGUUUGUUUAAAGGUGUUGGCGUAGACGCUUUUGAAAAACCCUGGCGUGGACACUUUUACCGGGAGCACAGGGACGUGCGUAACCCGACUCUGAAGACGAGGAACUUUCCCAGUGAAAGUCCCUUUUUCACUCUGAAUACUGUCCAAUGUGUCUAAUGAGAAGCUGUUUGGGACUAAAUCACUAGUACUAUUUAAGUACACUAACUACACAAUAAAAUAAAAGCUUUUAUGUAUAUAGUGUAUACAAGACAACCAGACAUUUGGUUCCAGCUUCCUAUGAAAUAAAGGUUCCAACUCAACGGUUAGUGGUUGGGGGAUUGAAUCACUGGUUGAAAUUUAAAUGCAGUACAUAGUGAGAAAUAAUAAUUAUUUUUUAAUUAUACCUUAUAUA